This is a messenger RNA of Chondrus crispus (carragheen), 618 nucleotides long. RefSeq lists its product as hypothetical. The record is from RefSeq and is a predicted model, not a curated record. Lineage: Eukaryota; Rhodophyta; Florideophyceae; Gigartinales; Gigartinaceae. Bases 1 to 618 code for a protein of 205 amino acids. The transcript has a single exon.
AUGACCCUGGCCAAGGCCGCCGUCACCGUCGCCGCGAUCGAGACCAGCGGACAACCGAUGCAUGUUCAGCCUGACUUGUCCGCAGCUAAUCGCGGCCGCAAGAGGAAGCGAACAAUAAACGGCAUCACUCAGCUGGAUGUGAAGGGCGACCAACUGCUCCCUGAUUCGGACACUCCUAUUCCAGAUGUCCCGCUUCUAGAGGAUAGUGACGAAGUUGCCGACGUCGCAGACGUUAUGGAAUCGGACGGAAGCCCGCCGAACAGUUUUGUCAAACGACGCAAAAAGCCAAAUUUGGCCGAUCCAAAAAGAAGUGGAAAGUCCAACGCGAAGAACCCAUCCCCGAAGGAUUCUUCCAGUAGUGUCGCUGUGCUCAAGACGUUUUUAGCACAUAUUGAAAACGACGAAAAACAAAGAAAGGAUAUGUUGGAGGUCAUGCGAAGUGAUCUGCACCUCAAACAAGCGCACUUAGAUAUCGAGAAGAAAAACACGCACGACAAAACCACGUUGGCGAAGGCAGCCGAGCUGCGGAAACUCGCAGAAGUGUACGCAGGUAUUGAUGACAAGCGGAUCGCAAAAGAGCUGCUGGAAGAAAGCUAUGACUUGAUCGCCAAGGUGUGA